Molecule: messenger RNA, 1933 nt
Organism: Erinaceus europaeus (western European hedgehog)
Lineage: Eukaryota; Metazoa; Chordata; Mammalia; Eulipotyphla; Erinaceidae
Gene: SLC22A12
Product: solute carrier family 22 member 12
Exons: 10
Coding region: 192-1844 (550 amino acids)
Biological process (GO): transmembrane transport
Cellular component (GO): membrane
Molecular function (GO): transmembrane transporter activity
Source: RefSeq, a predicted model, not a curated record
CCCUCCCAGGGGGUGGAAACACCUAUGGACUCGGGAUCACUAUAGGCCUCAGCUUCUGGUCCUCGGGGAGCCGCCCUGAGUCGGGGCCGGAAGGGAGAGCGUCACCAGGCCAUGCACUGGGCUGCCUUGGGGGAUACCGGCCCCUGGCAACCACCCCCCAGGUCCAGGCCGGCCUCUGUGACACGGGCUCCAUGGCGUUCACCGAGCUCCUGGAGAAGGUGGGCGGUGCGGGCCGGUUCCAGGUGCUGCAGACACUGGCGCUGGUGCUGCCCAUCACGUGGCUCACCACGCAGAACAUGCUGGAGAACUUCUCGGCCGCCGUGCCCGGCCACCGCUGCUGGGUGCCCCUCCUGGACAAUGGCUCUGCCCUGGCCAGUGGCCUGGGUCCCGAGGCCCUGCUCACCGUGUCCAUCCCACCCGGGCCCGGCCAGGGACCUCACCCAUGUCGCCGCUUCCGCCAGCCGCAGUGGCAGCUCCUGGAGUCCAACACCACGGCUGCCAACUGGAGCGAGGAGGCCACGGAGCCCUGUGCCGACGGCUGGGUCUAUGACCUCAGCACCUUCUCCUCUACCAUCGUGGCCCAGUGGGACCUGGUGUGUGACGCGCGGGCCCUGAGGCCUAUGUCACAGUCCAUCUACCUGACUGGGAUCCUGGUGGGGGCUGCCGUGUGUGGCCACGUCUCUGACAGGUUGGGGCGCCGCCUGGUGCUAAGCUGGAGUUACCUCCAGAUGGCGAUGGCUGGCACCGCGGCCGCCUUCGCCCCAUCCUUCCCCAUCUACUGCCUGUUCCGCUUCCUGGUGGCCUUCGCCGUGGCGGGCGUCAUGAUGAACACCGGUACCCUGUUGAUGGAGUGGACGUCGGCACACGCCCGGGAGCUGGCCAUGACCUGGAAUGGCCUGGGCUUCAGCUUCGGCCAGAUGCUCAUGGCCGCCUUGGCCUUCGGGGUGCGGGACUGGGCUUGGCUGCAACUGCUGGUCUCUGCCCCCUUCUUCCUCUACUUCCUGUACUCCUGGUGGAUGGCAGAGUCGGCCCGCUGGCUGCUCAUCAGCGGGCGGCUGGAGCGCGGGCUGCACGAGCUGAGGAGAGUGGCCGCCAUCAACAGGAAGCGGGCGGCGGAGGACGGGCUGACCGUGGAGGCCCUGCGGUCGGCCAUGCAGGAAGAGCUGAGCGCCGGGCAGGCGUCCACCAGCCUGCUCACCCUGCUCCGCACGCCCGGGCUGGGCUUCCGGACCUGUGUCUCCUCGCUGGGCUGGUUUGCCUUCGGCUUCACCUUCUAUGGCCUGGCACUGGACCUGCAGGCCCUGGGCAGCAACAUCUUCCUGCUGCAGGUGCUCAUCGGGGCAGUGGAUAUCCCGGCCAAGAUGGCCACCCUGCUGCUGCUCAGCCGGGUGGGGCGGCGGCCCACGCAGGCCGGGUCCCUGGUGCUGGCCGGGCUCUGCAUCCUGGCUAACACGUUGGUGCCGCAGGAGAUGGGGGCCCUGCGCUCUGCCCUGGCCGUGCUGGGACUGGCUGGGCUGGGGUCCACCUUCACCUGCGUCAUCGUCUACAGCGGCGAACUUUUUCCCACAGUGCUCAGGAUGACGGCGGUGGGCGUGGGCCAGAUGUCGGCCCGAGGGGGGGCCAUCCUGGGCCCGCUGGUCCGGCUGGUGGGUGCCCCCGGCUCCCCGCUGCCCCUGCUGGUGUACGGUGCCGUACCGGUGCUGAGCGGCCUGGCCGCCCUUCUGCUGCCCGAGACGCGGGGCCUGCCACUGCCCGACACCAUCCAGGACGUGCAGAGCCAGGCAGUGAAGAAGGCGGCACGGGCUAGCCCCGAACCCAGGGUCCUGAAAUGCACUCGCUUUUAGCCUGCUGGGAGAAGGCGGCAGGAGAGCCGAAGCCUGGGUCCCGGGGGACCCCCAGGGCCUGAACACCACAAGGGCAGAGCAUGGCCCAA